Messenger RNA from Rangifer tarandus platyrhynchus (Svalbard reindeer), 468 nucleotides. The record is from the annotation of a GenBank genome assembly. NCBI's taxonomy places the organism in Eukaryota, Metazoa, Chordata, Mammalia, Artiodactyla, Cervidae.
AUGCCAUUUCCGGACGCUUCUGCCGGGUUUGAAAGCCUCAUUUCUAAUCUUUCAGCCAGGCUCCCGCCUCCAGCGUGCCGAGGCUCGGUGCUAGACCCUCCCAGGAUUCCAGAUCCCACCCCAGCGGCGCCAACCUGCGGCUGGGCGGUCGGCGAUGCGGCUGGUGGCGCGCGGAAUCCCGAGGUGCCCCUGACCCUCCUCCGGACGCCAACUCUGCGGCUCCGGCUCGGCCGCCUCCCGGCCUGGCGACCUUCCUCUCCUCCAGCCCACAACCAGGCCAGCGCCCGGGCACUGAGAACUCCACCCCGCGCGCAGCCGGGAGGCGAAGGUGCUGAUCCCCAGCCGAGCACCGCAGGAUCCGCGCCGUCGGGGGCCGCCGCGCUGGCCCAGCGCCAGGGAGCCCUAGAUAGGACUUGGUGUGUUCCGCGCAGUCCCAAAUACGUCCGGAGUCGGGACCGAGGUGCGUAA